Molecule: messenger RNA, 1182 nt
Organism: Naegleria fowleri
Lineage: Eukaryota; Heterolobosea; Eutetramitea; Acrasida; Naegleriidae
Exons: 2
Coding region: 1-1182 (393 amino acids)
Biological process (GO): translational initiation
Cellular component (GO): eukaryotic translation initiation factor 2B complex
Molecular function (GO): translation initiation factor activity; guanyl-nucleotide exchange factor activity
Source: RefSeq, a predicted model, not a curated record
AUGAGUCAUCUUCAAGGGAAUAUCAGCACGUCGAAUAUUGUGCGUUCAUCUUCGUCGGGAGUGAUGAGUAUGGAUGAUCACUCACCAGUAACAAAUUCGCCAGCAGGAGCUUCUCCAUUUCCACAAUCCUUUCCCCCUUGUGUAGAUAUUCGGUCUAAAUUCCACGAAAUGUUAAAGAAUAAUACUACUGAUUUGGCAGUGGUUGGAAUUUCUCUUCUCACAAGCGUGAUUGAACAUAGCAAGGCAUCUACCAUGUUGGAAAUUACUCAUGAACUCAACAAUGCGACACAAGAAAUUCUCAGAGUGGCAAGAAAUGAUUUGAAGGAUUUUCCACACUUCUUUUCAUCUAGUAUUACUCUCAGAUCUGCCUGUGAUAUCUAUCAGCGUUUUGUUACAAGACAAUUUUUGGAGAUUCAAGAUUUUGGAGCGUGUAAAAAAAGAUUGACGGAAAGAGGAAAAUAUAUUCAAAGUUUAAGCGCUCAAUCCAAGGAGAGUAUUAGUGAAUUAUUUAGACCAUUUUUCUGUAGAGACAAUAUGCAAAUUAUGCUCGUUGGAGGAUAUAGUGAAAUGAUUAUUACUAUUUUAGCCUAUGUCACUACUCAUGUGAAUCAUCAAAGUGCAUUCCGUUUCAAGAGCGUUCUUGUUCCAGAAGGAAGACCUGAUGGAAGCGGAUAUCGUAUUGCUCAAGCUCUAUCAGCUUAUAAUAUUCCUAUCACAAUUAUCACAGACGCCAGUAUCGCCUAUCACAUGUCUAGCAGUGAUCUCGAUUUUGUGUUAAGUGGUGCUGAAGGAGUUGUCGAAAGUGGUGGCAUUAUUAACAAGAUUGGAACUUACCAAGCUGCAAUUUUGGCUAAGGAGCACAAAAAGCCAUUCUAUGUAGCAGCAGAGAGUUUCAAGUUUGUCAGACAAUAUCCUGUCAAUCAACAAGACCUUAUUGAGAAAAUGGAAAAUGGAUCAAUAUAUUAUAUCAAUCAACCAGAAUACAAGAUGAUUCCAGCACUUGGAUUCUCAGACAUGACCCAAGAGGACGUUCAAAACACAUUACUGAACGAAAAAUCUGUUCAAAUCAGCAACCCCAUUAGUGACUUUACACCACCAAAAUAUAUUACCAUGUUAUUCACAGAUUUGGGUAUUUUGACACCAAGUGGAGUCUCUGAUGAAUUAAUCAAAUUAUACUCAUAA